AUGGAAACGGAGACAACAUCUGCUGCUGCUGCUGCUGCUGCUGCUGCCUCUGUACAAACUAUGGAAGACAAUGAAGAAGAAGAAUUCCCACGUCUAAAUUACGUUUGGGAUAUGGAUACAGAAAGAAACAUUAAACUUUUACUCCGACAACGAGGAUCCCAUUUAAGAAAAACUGUAGAUGAGGAUAAUAUUAUUGUUAUUAGAACGCCGAAAAGAAAAUUACCACUCCCUUCUAAUUUUCGAAUAUCUAAACAAAACAAUCCAUCGAAAUUGUCACAACAGAGUGAUCUCAAUGUUCAGAAUAAUAUAUUAACAAAAGAAUCUCUUCAAUUAAAUGAUGCGAUACUUCCUUCUGUUGGUACUGAUAUUUCAAUUUAUGAAGAUAACAUACCUGAAGACCCUCCAAGUAUAAUAAACAAACAUCAAUUUCAGCCAUUAUUCGAUGCUCAUAACCCACUUAAAGAGAAAAAAGUUAAUAAUUACAACCGUGAUGUUGAUAACUUUGAUGUAGAUUUAACUCGUGAUUCACAUUAUUUACCAGCAUUUGAUAAUUAUAAGAAAAGUAUAGCACCAAACAAAAGAAAAAAUCUAAAUAAUAACAAGAAGAACACAAAUCCCUUUGAAUCAUCUUUCCAAUUUCAAGAUUGUAAAAACAUAGAUGAAUUAUUAGUGUCAAAUAUGUCAAUGACAUCAAUUGGCAUCUUCAAAGAUUUAUUUAAAAACCUUUUUCAGGAUAAUUUAGUCAUGCAAGCUAUCAAAGAUUUUAAAAUGAAUGAUCACAAUAAAAUUAAGAAAAUGAUGUAUAAAUUAGAUUUGAAAAUUUUCCAAAAAUUGACUGAUAUGAUAGAAAAUGAUUUAGAUGAUAUCUUUGAUAUCAAUUUGGCAAAUAAUGAACUUUGCAACAAGAUAUCAGCUAUACAAAAUAAGAAGGAAAGUAUAUCAUCGGAACUAAACAUUAUUAAGAAGGAAUUGAAAGAUUUAGAACGGAAUGAUGAUGGUGCGAGCGGCAACAACAAACAACAACAAAAUGAGAUGCAUGAAGAGAACUAUUUAAAAUCUAUGAGUGAUAAAGAUGAUAAUGACAAAUUUCAACUAAAUAAGAAACUUCAGGAAUUAUCAAACAUGUUAGGAAAUCCAAAUAUCAAUGAAAUUGUUCCAUCUUCAAGAAAUAAUGAAGUUGAUGACGAUCGUGAAGAGGAACAAGCAGAACAUCAACAACAGUCUUUACUCGGUGAUAUUUUUAAAACCCAUAGCUCGCAUUAA
Molecule: messenger RNA, 1263 nt
Organism: Naumovozyma dairenensis CBS 421
Lineage: Eukaryota; Fungi; Ascomycota; Saccharomycetes; Saccharomycetales; Saccharomycetaceae
Gene: AME1
Product: Ame1p
Exons: 1
Coding region: 1-1263 (420 amino acids)
Source: RefSeq, a predicted model, not a curated record